Molecule: messenger RNA, 921 nt
Organism: Pelobates fuscus (common spadefoot toad)
Lineage: Eukaryota; Metazoa; Chordata; Amphibia; Anura; Pelobatidae
Gene: MRPL11
Product: mitochondrial ribosomal protein L11
Exons: 6
Coding region: 135-716 (193 amino acids)
Biological process (GO): translation
Cellular component (GO): ribosome; mitochondrial large ribosomal subunit
Molecular function (GO): large ribosomal subunit rRNA binding; structural constituent of ribosome
Source: RefSeq, a predicted model, not a curated record
CAGAAUCAACCAAUGGGAUGGCAGAAUGAACCAAUGGGUUCGGCCUAGGUAUUCACAUGCUUUCUGUGAAGGUCGCUUGGUAGAGAGAGGCGGCCGUGAGUUCUACUUUAUUCCGAGGACUCCUGCUGUGAGCCAUGUCUAAAGCUUCUCGUGCCGUCAAAACCGUGAAGAAAGCUACUACAGCCGGUGUGAUACGAGCUUUUGUGAGAGCUGGGCAAGCAGCUCCAGGACCACCACUUGGACCCACUUUGGGGCAGCGAGGUAUCCCAAUCGGGCAGUUUUGCAAGGAGUUCAAUGAGAAGACAAAAGACAUUAAAGAAGGUAUUCCUCUUCCCGUUAAGAUUUUUGUUAAGCCUGAUAGGAGUUAUGAUAUGAAGAUUGGUCAGCCACCGGUGUCAUAUUUUCUAAAAUCUGCUGCUGGGAUAGAAAAAGGAGCAUCCCAGACAGGUCAUGAGGUGGCAGGAAUGGUUACACUGAAACAGCUAUAUGAGAUAGCUUUGGUGAAGUCAAAAGAUGAGUGUUUUGUGCUGCGGGAUUUGCCUUUGAAAGAAGUAGUGAAAUGCAUUCUGGGAAGUGCCAAAUCACUGGGCAUCAAAGUGGUUAAAGAUUUAUCGGCAGAGGAAUACGGAAAAUUCUUAGAAGAGCGGCGCCUUGUUCUUCAAGCGGCAGCUGAAGCUCAACUUGCAGAAGCAGCGAUCACUACGAAAAAGAAAUAAUUCCAAAAUGACAUGACUUUGAACUUUAUUGCAUUUCCCAGGGACACAAAGGGCUCUCUCCUUCUUUGAGGCAAACUACUUUGGGUAUAAAAAUGGAACUGGCCAUUGGAAUUGUGGACUUGUGUUCCAGAGACCGCUUAGAAUGGAGAAUGUUAGUGUUUUCUGUUCCAAUAAAUAAAAGCUGCCAGCCAGCUGAUGCCUUUUU